Molecule: messenger RNA, 579 nt
Organism: Drosophila obscura
Lineage: Eukaryota; Metazoa; Arthropoda; Insecta; Diptera; Drosophilidae
Gene: ND-B12
Product: NADH dehydrogenase [ubiquinone] 1 beta subcomplex subunit 3
Exons: 3
Coding region: 159-482 (107 amino acids)
Biological process (GO): mitochondrial respiratory chain complex I assembly; electron transport chain
Cellular component (GO): mitochondrion
Source: RefSeq, a predicted model, not a curated record
UUUUUCUGAAAUUGGCGUAUUGUACAUAAACUAAGCGUGCUGUUACAGUUGCAAUAGCAUUUUUGGUGUAUUUUACUUAAUUGCUAGUUAUUUUAUUUUGCACAGUAAGCCGAUAAGCUUUCAAAACAUAAACAUUCUUAUCAAAGAAAUAGCAUACAAUGGGCGGACAUCACGGAGAACCCUACAAGGUGCCACAUCCAUCGAUCUACAAGGUGGAAAAUGUGCCACAGCUGGUGGAAGUGAAAGAAGCUCUGGGUCGCCAGGGCUUAAGUGAUCCAUGGCUGAGGAAUGAGGCUUGGCGCUACGAGAAGAAGGCCUUCGGCACCCACAGAUCUCGUCUGAACACCUUCCUCUUCCGCGGUCUCGGCGUUGGCUUCUGCGCCUUUCUGGCGACCAUUGCCGUCGAGUACGGUCUGGGUAUUGGCAAGGGCCAGGGCGGCCAUGGACACGGUCACGACGACAAGGACACGAGCCACCAUUAGUGAAAUUAAAUAAACAUGUGUUAAACUCUGAAAUAAUUUUAUUCGCAGUUCAUACUGUCGAUUAGCUCCAAACUAAAACAAGCCUCCAAUCAGUUGA